GGGGGGUAAGGCUAGAGGGCUUAUAUUUAAUGGGUCUCGAGGGUGCUCUUUUUUGUGUGAAGGCUUACAUCACUGACCUUUUGUAUGGAUUCAUUUAAUAAAAUUAUCUUUUUUAGCUGCAUUGAAAAAGGAGAAUGAGAAAGUGCAACUUGUUGCUGAGUUCAAUGGAAGGAAAAUAAGAGGUUCUAUAUUGUUUACACAAGAAGACAUGGAAAAUGUUACCAUUUCUUUCAAAAACCUAACCAUUUCUCCAGGCUCAAAGAUUGCCAUACAUAAGUUUCCUGUAAAGUAUGAGGGCCUGCCAAAUGAAAGCUGUAGCACAAACAACAUCGGUGAUAUAUUUUAUCCUGAGAACUGUCCUGAAAAUAUAUCUAGAUGUUAUUUCGAUGAUUUGUCUAAGAAUCCUAAAGUCAUGGUUUCAGGAAAAAACAGUAUAUUUGGCCGAAGCAUAGCCAUACAUGACGAAAAUGACAAUAUUUUGGCAUGCUCAACAAUAAAGUCAAAAAAAUCUCAUUCAUUAUUUUUGGUUGGUUUUUUCCAAUCCACUUUAAAUGGAAUUGCUGAGACAAUUGUUUUGGGUCAACCAGCAAGUAACCCUGCUGCAGACACAAUGGUUGACAUUAACUUGCAACUUGUUGAUCCGAGAAGUGAACCUUUAAGUGGACUGUCUUUUGGUGUUUACGUUAGUACUACCUCUAGUAAAGUAGAAGGUUCCUGUAAAGGUCUAAAAAAUAUGUUCAACCCUUUUGGCAAAACAUCAUGUGAUCAAAGAAGACAUAGCACAUGUGCCAUAGGUGACUUGAGUGGAAAACUUGGCUACUUAGAUGUGCCAUUACCAAGAGGCAAGAACCAAUACCAAUUCUUUAUUGAUUCUAAUCUACCACUUUCUGGAGAGAACUCGGUUAUGGGUAACUCGCUUGUGAUAAUGCAGAAUGGCCAACUACUAAUUUGUGCCAAACUUCAACAAUUCCAGGAAAUGAUCACAGAAGUAACUUUAGGAGAAGCUGGGAUCGUAAGGUUCAAUCAGGGAUCAUUUUAUUCACCUCCAACGGUAAAUGUGAGCUUGGGUAAUGAGUAUGAUGACGUAUCUGUUUAUGAACUUGCACCUACUCCUCCUGCAUGUGACAAAAGUAAACUGGGAGAUAAGAUCAUAUCUUUUUCUAAUGAAGAGUCAGAACCAGUAGACGAACUCACUUUAUAUGGACGACAUAGCAUGCUUUUCCGAGGUUUGGUGAUCAGUGAAAAUGUUUUAUCAAAGAAAAUGAUUUGUAAACAAUUGUUACCAAAGAAUCCGAAGUAUCUUUUGAAAGCCAAAACAAUUUUCAACGAGACAUCGAUAAACGGCAUUGUGGGAUCUGUUAAUUUCGAACAAGCCCUUAUGAAUGAAGUGAAAGCUUUUGCUUACUCAGCGUCAAUUGUGAUGUCACUUAGCUACAAUAAUGAUACCAAAAUUACAAAACAUCAUAAUUGGCAUAUCCAUAUAGCUGCCGUUGGAAAUGAUAGCAACAUGAAGAUUGGCAAGAAAUGUAUGAGCUGCCUUGGUCAUUACAAUCCAUACAACGUCUAUUUCCCGGAGAACGAUUAUGCAACCACAUGUAACCCUGGCAAUCAUUUCCGCUGUGAACUAGGUGAUGUUUCGAGUAAACUUGGAACAUACGAUGUUGGUGGUGGAUUGAAACAUUUUACUGAAACGGAAAACUAUUUUGCAAGUUGGCAUAAUAUCAUUGGUAGAGCGCUUGUGGUUCAUGCGCCCAAUAAGGGCUCCCGUCAGGCUUGUAGUGACGUCAUGCCUGGAAGUGGUUUUACGGUGGAGUCCUUGUUGGUGAAGAAUUCAAAGGCAGCAAGGAAUACCGAGAGCUUUCAAAAUGUGGUUGCGGCUGUUUUGAAGAUCGAUACUUGGAGAGUUGCUGAUGUGAAAUAUGAGCCGACAGAAGGAGACAGCAGUUGCUUAACAUAUCAUUUUGUCUUGAUUGAUGAUACAGAAUCUGAUUUGCAUCAAGCUUUUGGUAAUGUGGUGAACGACAAUCGCAAUGGACUAAAAGAGUUUGCUAGUAGUUGUGCCAAGAAACCUCGUUGGAAAAUCAGCAAAGGAAAUGCUGCAGAAAUUAUUGGUGUUGUCUUUGGAAUUUUAAUUUUGCUCGUUUUCAUCUUGUGUAUGUUCCUUUGGCUAAGGAAGCGCCGCCAGGAAAACGAGGCUUCGACGAAGCUCUUCGACAAUACUGUGACUAACAAAACUGCAGUUAAUGUUGACAAGUAAAUUGCACCGGCACUAACAAAAAGACCGCCAUUGGUAGGUCCUUUUUUCCACUCUGCUUCUUGCUCUAAACCAUUUAAAUGUAUGUGCAGCUGGUAUUCUUGGUCGAUGGAAUUGUGAAUGCGCUUAUUGUUCAUCGCUUGAUUCGUGGCAAGUGUGUAUAUUAAAGUGAGCAAUACUGUGGUGUUGCAUGCAAGUGUCUGUUAAAGUAGAGAAUAUAAAGUAGGCAAGUAAUUUUAGAAACAGUGAUGAACUCACAGUGUCUUGAUUAGACGACUCAGUUAUUCGAUUCCUCGUAACCGCGUCUUAGUCUUUGUACAACAUAAACACUGAAAAAGGCAUAGACACUAGACUAUGGAUAAAUUAUUUACAUAUACUUUUAUAUUUACUUAUAUAUUCCACACUGUAAAUAAUUUAUAUUAUUUACAGUGUGGAAUAAUAAAUAAUUUAUGUAUAUAUGCAUAACUUUUUACGGUAAACGUCUUUCCCAAAAGAAAUAAUCUUUGGCAACCGCA
This is a messenger RNA of Xenia sp. Carnegie-2017, 2769 nucleotides long. RefSeq lists its product as uncharacterized. The record is from RefSeq and is a predicted model, not a curated record. The transcript has 11 exons. Gene Ontology annotation, molecular function: metal ion binding. Lineage: Eukaryota; Metazoa; Cnidaria; Anthozoa; Malacalcyonacea; Xeniidae. Gene Ontology annotation, biological process: superoxide metabolic process. The coding region runs from base 209 to 2257 and encodes 682 amino acids.